AUGUCAGAGCCUGCAGCCAAAGUCAGUAAAAAGGAGCUCAGCUCCAACCAAGACGAGGAGGCCAACAUGAACGCAGAAAAAGAAAAGCAGGAAGUACUCGAACGUGCUGACGAAGUACAAACUGAAAUACAGGGACUUAACGAACAAGCCGCUAAGGAGAUUUUGAAAAUAGAACAGAAGUAUAACAAACUCCGCCGACCAUUCUUUGAGAAGAGGUCAGAACUGAUGGCCAAAAUCCCAAAGUUUUGGAUAACAACAUUUGUCUGCCAUCCGCAAUUGUCCGCGCUGCUUGGGAAGGAGGAGAUAAAGGCACUGCAUUAUUUGACCAGAGUUGAGGUGACCGAAUUUGAAGAUAAUACAUCAGCUUACAGAAUAGACUUUUAUUUUGAUGAAAAUCCUUACUUUGAAAAUAAAGUUCUCUCCAAAGAAUUUCAUCUGGAUGAGAAUGGUGAUGAAUCUACAAAGUCCACUAAAAUCAAAUGGAAAUUUGGAAUGGACUUGACGAAGCGUUCCCGUAAAACGCAGAGUCCAGCCAGCAAGAAGAGGAAGUGUCAGGAACCAGAGAGCUUCUUUACCUGGUUUACUGACCAUCCUGAUGCAGGCCCAGAUGAAUUAGGACAGCUCAUCAAAGAAGAUAUUUGGCCAGAUCCAUUACAUUACUACUUGGGUCCUGAGCUGGAUGAUGAGGAUGAAGGUGUUAAAGGUGAUGAUGCACGGAAGAAAGAACAGGCGGAUAAAGGAGACCGUGACUAA
Molecule: messenger RNA, 753 nt
Organism: Otolemur garnettii (small-eared galago)
Lineage: Eukaryota; Metazoa; Chordata; Mammalia; Primates; Galagidae
Product: protein SET-like
Exons: 1
Coding region: 1-753 (250 amino acids)
Biological process (GO): nucleosome assembly
Cellular component (GO): nucleus; chromatin
Molecular function (GO): chromatin binding; histone binding
Source: RefSeq, a predicted model, not a curated record